Messenger RNA from Orussus abietinus, 1597 nucleotides. It is a transcript of the gene Ogg1, whose product is annotated as N-glycosylase/DNA lyase. Bases 198 to 1181 code for a protein of 327 amino acids. The record is from RefSeq and is a predicted model, not a curated record. Gene Ontology annotation, molecular function: damaged DNA binding; 8-oxo-7,8-dihydroguanine DNA N-glycosylase activity. NCBI's taxonomy places the organism in Eukaryota, Metazoa, Arthropoda, Insecta, Hymenoptera, Orussidae. Gene Ontology annotation, biological process: nucleotide-excision repair; base-excision repair, AP site formation; base-excision repair. Gene Ontology annotation, cellular component: nucleus. The transcript has 3 exons.
UAAAGAAUAAAUAACAAGCUGUACUUGUAAUAUUUCUUCCAUUCAUGACACUGUCGAGUCUGCUAACUUAUAUGGAAUGGUUAUUUCAAGUUUAGGUAAGAUUUACAUGUCGCGGGAGUCUACAAAUCGAACGAAAAUCUGCAUUAUCUCAAGAGUUAAAUCGACGGUGCAUGAACGUCUACGUAUAGCAAUUGAAAAUGUUAAAAGGACAAAUUUUAUGCACUCCAAAAGAACUGGACCUGGGAAUUACCUUAAAUGGAGGCCAGAGUUUCAGGUGGCUCCCAACUGACGAUAGGAAACAGUAUCGCGGUGUUUUUAAAGAAUAUGUUUGGACCCUCUCUCAGGAUGAGGCCUAUCUCCAUUAUGCGGUACAUAAUCCGUCGAAUAAAGGCACAAAUUAUGUUAGCAUUCUCUCAAACUAUUUCCGACUUGACACUUCGUUAGAAAAGAAUCUGAAAAAAUGGAGGUCAUCGGACUCAAAUUUUCAGAAAUUAUGUGAAAACAUUGCAGGUGUCAGAAUUCUUGAUCAAGAUGUGGUCGAAAACUUGUUUUCCUUUAUCUGCAGUUCAAACAAUAAUAUUAAUAGGAUAUCAGGUAUGAUCGAGAAACUAUGCAGGUUCUUUGGUGAAAAAUUAUGUGACAUUGACGGGAUUGAAUAUUUUAACUUCCCGUCUAUCAAGGCAUUGAUGGAACCUGAAGUGGAAGGUACCCUAAGAAAACAAGGUUUUGGUUAUCGAGCUGCAUAUGUGGCAAACACUGCAAAACAUUUAGACAAGCUUGGGGGACGUUCGUGGUUACUAGAACUUCACAAAGACAACAAUGCAACUUAUCAAGAAGCUCGAGCCAAGUUAAUGACUCUUCCAGGAGUUGGACCUAAAGUAGCCGAUUGUAUUUGUUUAAUGUCAUUGGGUCAUCUAGAAGCUAUUCCAGUGGACACUCAUAUAUUUCAAAUUGCUCAAAAAUACUACAUGCCUCAAUUAGUAAAACAAAAAACAGUGACUCCAAAAAUACACGGAGAAGUGAGUGAACACCUACGUGAAUUAUGGGGUCCUUUAGCAGGUUGGGCUCAAGCAGUUGUCUUCUGCGCUAAAAUAAACAAUAGUGAUAUAACACUGAAAAAUCGAAAACGUCCUAAACCUGAUAACAGCAAGACUCAAUCAAAUAGUAAAAAAAAACAGUGACCCAUGUAAUUAACUUAGCUGUAAUCAAAAGAUAUUUUAUCAAUCAUAACUUAUAAUUAUCAUUCACAGUACACCGAGUGUUUCUUUUUUAAAUUUAUUUAAUAACAAAUAGCUUGCCAUAUUUUAAAAUGGUAAAUGAAAGUCAUCGAAGAGAUCAUUACAGAGAUAUUAGAUUAUUUAGGAGUAAAAAAGGCGAACUCGAUACAACUUGUACUCUUGAGGCUGGCUCUUGUAAAUACAUGAUUAUGCAAAGUUACAAGUAAUAUUCUAUUUUCAUAUCGACAUCGACUAUUGGAAUGAGGUAUCACAAGCAUACCCUAAAGAAAGUACAUGUAAAGAUAUCCUGGAAUUGAGAUAAUAAUUACUAUAAAAAAUGUGUAGACUACUAAGAAAUUGAAUAAAUAGUUUCUAGUUAA